CAAUCGCGCUGUUCUCACAAUGUAUGUGGAUAAUAGGUAGCAGUGUGCCACAAAUGAGAAAACCCAAAGAAAGUCCCUUGCUUGGCUCUAGGGUAGGGUUUGAGAGAGAGGCAAGACAGGGACGGGGGUUUCCGUCCGGGGCGCGGCAUUGCGGGAGUGCGAUCGAUCGGGAGGAGCGGCGAGGGAUCUGCCGCACCGGGCGUGAAAUCCUCGGCUAGGAUCUGGCUGGCGAGAAAGAAAGAUCGCAGCGUCCGAGGUGAGGGUUUGGUUCCACCGAUUGAUCUGGGAAAAGAUUCCAAUCGCGCAAGGGUUUGCGCGUGGCAGAUCGAGCAGCGCUGCUGGUAAUGCUGCUGGAGCACGAUUCCGGAGAGAUAUGUGCGCAGUAGGGGCAGGAUUUUGGGGCUCAGGUGUGUGUAUGGGUGAGGGAGAAUGCCAGAGCUGCGUAGCGGGGCGCGCACUCCAGCUGCUGGCACGCGUGUAGAGGACAAGGCGGCCAACACCACACGAAGGACGACGAGGCGGGGCGCGGCUGCUGCCGCGGCGGCAGCGGCUGCUACUCCGAGGAAGAGGGCUACUGCCGCUCGACGAGAAGAAGAGGAGGAACAAGGCGCCGCCGUGAGGCCACGAGGCAAGCGUGCCGCAGCGCCCAAGGCUGCCCGGGGUCGUGGGAGAGGCAGGGGUAAACAAGUCGCUGCUCGGCCGCAGGCAUUGGUGCAACCACCGGAGCCCGCUGCCGCUGAUCAGGGCGAGGAAGAGGAGCUUCCUGACUUGGAAAAGGGGAGUGGGGCUGCUGCCGUAAGGGAAGAGCACCAGAUGGAGGAGGAGAGCGCUGGGAGAAGCGGGGACAAGGUUGCCGAAGGCGAAGAGAACGCGUCACCGCUUCCGGAGAGAGUCCAAGUUGGAGGCUCUCCUGUAUAUAAGAUCGAGAGGAAGCUUGGAAAAGGUGGCUUUGGUCAAGUAUAUGUAGGACGGAGGCUUAGUGGCGGCUCGGAACGUACAGGCCCUCAGGCUGUUGAGGUUGCUUUGAAGUUUGAACACAGAAGCAGUAAAGGAUGCAACUAUGGGCCUCCGUAUGAGUGGCAAGUUUACACUACACUUGGUGGCAGCUAUGGCGUGCCUCGAGUGCACCAUAAGGGGCGUCAAGGAGAUUACUACGUAAUGGUUAUGGACAUGCUUGGGCCUAGCUUGUGGGAUGUGUGGAACUCGUCAGGACAAGCCAUGUCUACUGAAAUGGUUGCCUGUAUUGCGGUGGAGGCUAUUUCGAUACUUGAUAAAAUGCAUUCGCGGGGCUAUGUUCACGGAGAUGUGAAGCCAGAGAAUUUCUUGCUAGGUCAACCUGGUACUGUUGACGAGAAGAAGUUGUUCCUUGUGGAUCUAGGGUUAGCAACAAAAUGGAGAGAGCCAGAAAGUGGGAGUCAUGUCGAUUAUGACCAGAGACCCGAUGUUUUUCGUGGAACUGUGCGGUAUGCAAGCGUGCAUGCACAUUUGGGUCGUACUGGCAGUAGACGAGAUGAUCUGGAAUCUCUUGGAUACACGCUGGUGUUUCUCCUUCGUGGUCGGCUUCCUUGGCAAGGAUACCAGGGAGACAAUAAAGGAUUUCUGGUCUGCAAAAAGAAAAUGGCCACAUCCCCGGAGAUGUUGUGCUGUUUCUGCCCGCCUCCAUUCAAGCAGUUUUUGGAAAUCGUUGUAAAUAUGAAGUUCGAUGAAGCACCAAACUACGCGAAGCUUAUCAGUCUUUUUGACGGCGUCUUGGGGCCUAACCCCGCUGUCAGGCCUAUUAGCACGGAAGGUGCAUUGAAGGUUGGUCAGAAACGAAAUAGGCUGGCUGUGGAAGAAGAUGACGACGAUCAGCCCAAAAAGAAAAUCCGACUUGGGCUUCCAGCAACUCAAUGGAUUACCGUCUACAAUGCACGCAGGGCGAUGAAGCAGAGGUACCACUAUAAUGUAGCCGAUUCUCGAUUAGCUCAACAUGUGGAGAAAGGCAACGAGGAUGGGCUUUACAUCAGUAGCGUGGCUUCGUGCUCAAAUCUCUGGGCGCUGAUUAUGGACGCGGGAACAGGCUUUCAAUCUCAAGUGUACGAGCUCUCCAACGUCUUCCUUCACAAGGAGUGGAUCAUGGAACAAUGGGAGAAAAACUUCUACAUUAGUGCCAUUGCAGGAGCCAACAACGGCAGCUCGCUGGUUGUCAUGUCAAAAGGGACACCAUACACGCAACAAUCGUACAAAGUGAGCGAUUCAUUUCCGUUCAAGUGGAUCAACAAAAAGUGGAGGGAAGGGUUUUACGUGACUUCCAUGGCGACCGCUGGAACCCGCUGGGGAGUGGUCAUGUCGAGAAACGCUGGUUUCACGGACCAGGUAGUGGAGCUGGAUUUCCUCUAUCCCAGCGAAGGCAUCCACCGGCGGUGGGAUUGUGGAUAUCGCAUCACCGCCACUGCGGCAACUUGGGAUCAAGCAGCAUUCGUAUUGAGCGUGCCGCGGAGAAAGCCUGCCGACGAGACACAGGAGACACUGAGAACAUCGGCCUUUCCUAGCACGCAUGUGAAGGAGAAGUGGUCCAAGAACCUCUACAUCGCGGCUGUGAGCUAUGGACGCACCGUCUCGUAAUUUAAAGGAUGGGGAGGUUGCAUAGCACAACCUUGUGGCUCGCCAUCUCUCCUCUCUCUCUCUCUCUCGCUCGCUCGCAAUUACAGCGUAAGCGCGUAGGCAUUUUUAUAUAUGCUGUUUAACAGUGUGGUGGUCGGAAUCUACCUCUGGUGCUAACGGCGACAGCUUUCUCUUUCUAAUGAAGCGUAUAAAAGGAGAGCACUUCCAGUGUGAACAGUAAAUCAAUGUGUAUCUUAUCUGCUUUUUAUGGUAACAAAAAAGGUGGCAACCCUAAAGUCACCGCAUCUGUGGCAGUUAAA
Molecule: messenger RNA, 2903 nt
Organism: Selaginella moellendorffii
Lineage: Eukaryota; Viridiplantae; Streptophyta; Lycopodiopsida; Selaginellales; Selaginellaceae
Product: casein kinase 1-like protein HD16
Exons: 14
Coding region: 430-2604 (724 amino acids)
Biological process (GO): peptidyl-serine phosphorylation; endocytosis; signal transduction
Cellular component (GO): nucleus; cytoplasm
Molecular function (GO): protein serine/threonine kinase activity; ATP binding
Source: RefSeq, a predicted model, not a curated record